AAACGUAACUCUGUCACGAGUCUGUAGGCAGCCUGCGAGGUUUGAAUAGGGAAGUUUACUGAGCGCACAUCUCGCUUCGAGUUCAGUGUUUGCAAAUACAGUGAUCUCAGCGACGGAGGACCUAGAGGACUUUUGAGUGAGAUACACUUCACUGCCGUUGCAUGUGCACUCACCAGGAUACUCUUCUGUCAAGACAGCGGCCGUUGUCAUCUUGAUUCCAGACAGAGAUUUAAUUUGUUAGGUGAUAUUUAGCCUAGACACUUUUGGGAUUUAAAAUGGAUGUUCUACCAAUGUGCAGCAUUUUCCAGGAGCUUCAAAUUGUUCAUGACACUGGUUAUUUCUCGGCAUUGCCAUCCCUUGAGGAAUAUUGGCAGCAGACAUGCUUGGAGUUUGAACGCUACCUGCAGAGUGAGCCUUACGUCUCGGCAUCUGACCUCAAGUUUGAGGGUCAGGAGGACCUGUGGAGCAAGUUAAUCCUGGCCUGCGGGGACAAGAGCGAAACUGGUCCUACCAUCCCCCACCUCCCGGAGGAUGACAAUCAGGACGGCCACCUCUCAGAGACCAACAGCCUGAACUCGGACGCCAGCAGCGAGGCCUCAGACAGCUCCGAGGAGCUCUCGCCCACACACAGCUUCGCCUCCAACCCGCUGGGCUCAGCCAUGACUGGCUCGGGGCACCUCAGCUCCUCGGUCAUCAGCACGCCGCCAUCCUCGCCAGAGGCCGCGCACGAGCUCUGCAGUAGCAUUGCCACCUGGGGGGUGGCACAGACUGAGCUGCACGUGCCCGCGAAGGCACGGGGCAGCAUGGGCAAGAGCUCGGAGAAGAUGGGCAGCCCCAGCGGAGAGGACGCCUCUCCGGACGGGAGGAGGAGGGUGCACCGCUGCCACUUCAAUGGCUGCCGCAAGGUGUACACAAAGAGCUCCCACCUAAAAGCACAUCAGCGCACCCACACAGGUGAGAAGCCUUACAGGUGUUCAUGGGAGGGUUGUGAAUGGCGCUUUGCACGUAGCGAUGAGCUGACACGUCACUUCAGGAAGCACACUGGUGCCAAGCCAUUUAAAUGCAGUCACUGUGACAGGUGUUUUUCCAGGUCCGACCACCUGGCCCUGCACAUGAAGAGGCAUCUCUGAGCAGUUUAGUGAGCUGAACAGUAAGCCAGGGGAGAACAGCUGAACUAGUGUCUCCUGACCGGCCGCGCGGUUGACCUGCCCCUACCAUGAGGAAGGAAAAGCGAGGGGAGAGAAAGCGUGAUCCAGCCAAAGCAUGCCAUUUUGCACCUUAACCAGUGCCUCCGGGGGCUCUCUUGGAGAAGGCGUUUCUGAACGGUGGUUGAAAAGAAGAACGGGACAAACAAGGAGGACAAAAUCAUGUACUGAAGGAGAGGAAAUGUGCAGGACGUUUUCAAGGAGAGAGAGAGAGAGAGAGAGAGAGAGAGAAAAAUGAAAACAUAAAAAAAGACCAAAAAAAUUGUGAGUGAGUGAUGUGUACGUAUGGUGCAUGAUGUUUGCGGAGGACUCCUGGACAACCGAUUAAAAAAAACGCUGGUAUUAAAAACAAACACAAACAAAACAAACAAAAAAAAUCCAUGAGUGAAGUGAGCAUGUGCGCUGAGUGUUCCUGCGGGACUGUCCUGUGUGUGCAGAGGGGGGAGGGCUUCCAGGGGGGUCGCUGUGGACUGACGAGUGGUGGUGUGUUUUUUUACGGGGAAACAAGUUCCGGUUUUGUUUCCCUGUUGUCUCCAGAGAGGCGAGUGAGAGAGAGUGUAUGUGCCUGUCAAAGAAUGAGUACUAAGGUUUCUUGCCAAACUCCCCCUAGGGUGUGGGGUGUCCUAUAGAGGAGAUAGUGUGGGAGUUCAGUUUCGGGGAAGAAUGCCCCCCCGCCCCCACACACACACACACAAACACCCAUACAAAAGGGGGAGGUAGAAACCUAGUUCUGAAUGAUCGAGGCUUUUUUGGUGUUUGGUGCAGCUACUAAAUGUGCAAUGUGUUAUGUAGCUUGUCUUUACAAGCUGCAAAAGCUCAUUUGUAGUCCAUUGUAUAAGCUGUGUGCUUAGAAAUAUUACACAACUAUUAUUUCAGUAUAACAGACAGGUGUUGCAUGGUUCUUGGGGUUUUAAUUUCUACUCUUACCCUGUUGUUUGUUAUCAGGACUGCAAAAUAGAUUCCAAUAAAGUGCAGCUAAAGAUAAACGGUUAAAUGUUACAAUGUUGUACAUAUGAAAAGCGUUUGAUGACUUCUCCUUUUUGACUUUCAAAAACCUUUCCCACAACUACGCACCCAUCUUGCUUAUUUUGGAGAAACCACUAUUGCUUAGCAACCAUCUCAUUCAUGAAGCUUUUCCCACUUAUCCAUGUCUUCAGGACUAAUUUUUUUUUUCUUUUUUUUUUUAACUGUUAAUGCACUGUUGGCCUUAAUGGUGCCUUAUGUGAGUGACCUAGCCCAAUGGAAGCGGUGUGAGCUUGUAGAGGGGGGUGGGAGAAGAAGAGUGUUGGAGAUGGUUACAUCUAUGUUUGUAUGAGUGAUUUUAAAUGCUUUAUUAAGGCUCAAUUUCACAUGAACAUGCACCUUUGCCUUGUCUGUACUGGCGAGUAUCUUACAAAACCCAUAUGGGUUUUGAAUGCAUUGUUUUUAUGUUUUGGCAUCUAGAUGUUUUCUAUUCAUUUCUAGUAAUUUCUUGACCCAGCAACAUAAAUUCAAUCAACAAAAAAAGUCAAAAGAGAUGUGUUAAACAUGCUUCAGUCAUCAUAAAAAGCACUUAAACAUGCCUAUUUGAAUUGUAUUUACUACCAUGUAGUAUCUACUUAAUGUACUGUAUUACAUGUGUCUUUUUUUUUUUCUUUGAAAAAACACAUUAAGUGUGUAGGUAAAUUGCUUUGACUGGUACCAACCCUCCCUUGUUUCUGUAUUAGUAAAGUCAUAGACUGGGCUAUUGCAUAACAUUGGCGCGUAGAGUCUAUUACUCUGUUAACAGCAGCACCCUGAACGUGUAUGUUGGCAUCCCUGUUAAAGGUUGAGGCCACAUUCCCCUAUUAGCAAGACAGACAAAAAACCCAACAAAAAUGCAAAAGAUUUAUUGUAAUUAACAAGCCCCAGCCGGAUAGACCCUGCCUUGUACUGCAUUUGGGUAAUGAAUGGCUGAAGGCAGAACUGGCAUGGAGUGCAGUACAGACUGCUGACUCUGGAUGUUGGGUAUUGACCUGUCUGGAUGGCGUGCUUUCAGCCUCAGCCGACAGUAUUAUGGAAACAGUGAACAGGGAUCCAGAAAGAUAAAGAUGAAUCACCCUGCCCAUUUGAACUGCCACAAUGGAAAAUGUACAGACAUCAAAUCGAAAAUCUGUGCAAAUGCAGCUCAACAGUUCAUCACUGUUGCUAGUAAGCGUCUUAUAGAUUUUUUUAAACCUUUGAUAAAUGUAUUUUUUCUCACAGGGAAAGGGACCAAAAGCUUAAUAAUCAGUGUAAAUAAAUGCCGUUAAACAUAACAUGUAAAACUUAUGUACAGACAAAGACUUUAGACAGUAGGGAUUGGCUUUAAGACUCAUCACAAGUCAGUCUUUUAUGUGUUAUCAGGGGCAUGCCAUGCUUUGUCGAGGGGAGUGGAAUGUUGCAGCAGGUUCAGAUGGAUUUUAGAUCAAGUUUUAUCGAGAGGAUAAGUACAAACUUGAGGAGGCUUGCUGCAAUAAAAUUAGAGUGGCAAGGAUUCAGAGGGCAAAGAAAAGAACAUCCUGUCUUAGAAGACAGCAGCCAAUAUCAUUCAGGUGACAAUCGAGCCUUAAUCUAGCCUCAUGUUUGCUUGCGAUAUAACUCUUUCUAUCACUAAUUCUUUCUUUCACAAUCCCCUGUUGUCUAAAUAAUCUUUGUAAAAGAGGAAAAAAAUACAAAAAACUUUUUGUAAGAUUUUUUUCUUUGUUUUGCUUUAUAAAAUUUUAUUUGAAAUUGUUUUGCAAAAUUGUUAUAUUUCUGUAUGAAUGUAUUUUUUAUUGGAAUAAUAAGAAGUUCUUAUCAGA
Molecule: messenger RNA, 4006 nt
Organism: Alosa alosa (allis shad)
Lineage: Eukaryota; Metazoa; Chordata; Actinopteri; Clupeiformes; Clupeidae
Gene: klf6a
Product: Kruppel-like factor 6a
Exons: 4
Coding region: 276-1130 (284 amino acids)
Biological process (GO): regulation of transcription by RNA polymerase II
Molecular function (GO): DNA-binding transcription factor activity, RNA polymerase II-specific; RNA polymerase II cis-regulatory region sequence-specific DNA binding
Source: RefSeq, a predicted model, not a curated record